GGGCCUGCAGCUCGGGGUGCUGGGCCUGCAGCUCGGGGUGCUGGGACGGGCACAGGCCUGAUGAGUAACCCCUCCCCGCAGGUCCCAGGGGGCGAAGCCUCUGCCUCUGUCAGCCGGCCCAAGACUUCCAUGGCCUCCACCUCGCGCCGUCAGCGCCGAGAGCGUCGCUUCCGCCGCUACCUGUCUGCAGGCCGGCUGGUCCGGGCCCAGGCCCUCCUCCAGCGCCACCCGGGCCUUGACGUGGACGCUGGGCAGCCCCCGCCACUGCACCGGGCCUGUGCCCGCCACGACGCCCCGGCCCUGUGCCUGCUGCUGCGGCUCGGGGCUGACCCUGCCCACCAGGACCGCCAUGGGGACACGGCCCUGCAUGCUGCUGCCCGCCAGGGCCCCGACGCCUACACAGACUUCUUCCUGCCACUGCUGAGCCGCUGUCCCUCCGCCAUGGGGAUCAAGAAUAAGGACGGGGAGACCCCUGGGCAAAUCCUGGGCUGGGGACCCCCUUGGGAUUCCACGGAAGAGGAGGAGGAAGAUGAGGCUUCCAGGGAGCGAGAAUGGAGACAGAAGCUGCAGGGCGAGCUGGAGGACGAGUGGCAGGAGGUCAUCGGGAGGUUUGAAGAUGACGCUUCUGAGACCCAGGAACCCGAGUCCUUCUCUGCCUGGUCAGAUCGCCUGGCCCGGGAGCAUGCCCAGAAGCGCCAGCAGCAGCGGGAGGCUGCAGGACCCCAUCGACCCCCUCGGAGGGCUGAGGGCUGCAGUCACAGCUGGCGACAGCAGGAGGAGGAGCAGCGACUCUUCCGAGAACGGGCUCGGGCCAAGGAGGAAGAACUGCGUGAGAGCCGAGCCCGAAGAGCCCAAGAGGCUCCAGGGGACCGAGGGCCAGAGGCGGCCAGGCCUAAGCCCAGGGCAGAGUCCCCCAGAAGGGCAGGGAGGGGCAGCCUGUGGCGCUUCAGUGAUGUGCCCUGGCCCUGCCCUGGGGGCGGGGACCCUGAGGCAAUGGCCGCAGCCCUGGUGGCCAGGGGACCUCCGCUGGAGGAGCAGGGGGCCCUGAGGAGAUACUUAAGGGUCCAACAGGUACGUUGGCAUCCUGACCGCUUCCUACAGCGAUUCCGGAACCAGAUUGAGACCUUGGAACUGGGCCGCGUGAUGGGAACUGUGACUGCCCUUUCUCAGGCCCUGAAUCGCCAUGCAGAAGCCCUCAAAUGAGCCGAAGGAAAUGGCGAGAAACUGGGGCGCAAUCUUGGGGGCGGGCAGAAGGAAGGAUCCGGUGCUCUAGGAAGGAGGCAGAUGCUCUGUGGAGAGGAUAUGGGGUGGAAGCGAAACCUGUCGGAGUGAGGUGUGGGUGCAGGCUCCACCACAGCCCCUUGACUUGUCGUUGCCUAAUAAGACCUGGUUCCACAUCUCACUCCCAGUGUCUCCACUGCCUUUUCCAUUACUGUGGUUUCAUCACCCUUAACAUCUCCUUUCCUACCCACCAGCUGAGAUCCGCCAUCCCCACAUACCUGUAACACACAUGCGCAGGCUAGGGCUACCCUCAGCUGGAGAGAAACCCCUACUUGCCCACUCUAGGGGUCAGACCUAGGACGGCUCUCUCUGCCCUCCAGCCCCCCUCCCUCCCUCCCCUGGGGUCCCAUCCAUGCUGCAGAUGUGAACAGAGGCAAAAAAGGAACAAAGCCAGUUCCCUCCCCUCCCCAGCUCCCCGGGGCAGAACCACAUCCUCCUCCCCCAUGAACACCCCAUCUGCCCCACACAGGGCUUUCCCUUUGCUGAGUCACUGAAUGAGAUGAGUUGGGGGCAGCUGGGGCUGGUGGACCAGGAGGAUGUUAGGGGAGGACAAGGGAUAGAGAAAAAGGAUGGAGGAAGAUCGCUGGUGUGGGGGUGUGGAAUUUUAGUUGCUAAAAAUAGGAGCAGAGGAAGGAGGUGGAAAGGCCUAGUUAUGUAACCUGGAUUAUCUGUUCUUAGGCAACCAGAGUCUCACACCCAAGGCUAGUCAGACUGCUAGACCCCAGCUGGCCCCGCCUUCAAGCUUAUCAGUCCUGUCUCUGCUCCAGGACCAGAGUCUAUGUCUCCUGCACAGGUUCUAACCCCCACUCCAAACUCAGGCCUUGACUCUGGGAACCCCAGGCUUGGCCUUCCACAUCAACAUCUCCUUUUCCAAGCACCAGAGGUGGAGGGAGAGGCCUGGAGCUCACAUGGAGCAGGAAGUGGACUUCAUUCCUCCCACUCUUCUUGAUGGGUUUCCACUACAGCUCCAAGAAAACCAGGAUAGGAAGUUGUAAAUCACACCCACUGCCAUCCGCCAGGCCACACCCUGGAAGAGAAAGGGCAGGCCCUGCUAAGCGGUGUGUGCGCCAUCUGUGCACAUCUGCAUCAGAGAAUCCUAGCAUCAGAAACUUAGUCUUUAGCUUUGAGCCGUGAUCUACACCAGAGAAUCCCACCAGUGAUAGUGGCAGAAGGUGGUAGGACGGGGUGAGGAAGCCUCUGGAAACCUGGGGACAGGGACCCAGCCUGAGACUGGAGACAAGAGCUCAGAAUAGUGAGGAGGCCAUGGCCUCCAAGGGACCAGGCAGAUGUUCAGGGGCAGAAAGGAGGGCUGGUGAGAAAGAUCCUGUGAGAGGAAGCUACUGUGAAUCAGAGAAGAGACUUAACGCUGUGAGCAAGCCAGGCGUCCAGUUCCUCUCACAGACUGGAGAUUUCGGAAGUGGCAUGCAAAAAGCCUGGGCUUGGAGCUGGGGGUGGGGGAGGGAGCUGGCGUUAGCAUCCCUAAGUCAGAGGGUUGAGAGGUAAGCAACAGAAAAGCUUAACAUCAGAUCUGCUCCUCUGCCCAGAUCUCUGCGGAGUGAAGCACCUUGUUCCUCUUCCCACAGUGGUUGCCUGAAACCAAAGCAAAACAAGCCCUUGCUCGUGGGCCCCUCGACCUCCCUCUCUUGAGUGUCCCUUCUUGGUGUCUGGCCCCCAGCCCUGAUGGGGGUUCCCCCAAGAAGAGGGCUGUUCACUUUCUCUGACCACACGGUUUCCGCUUCUGUGUCUCUUGCUUCCUAGGCUGAUAAAAAUACUGCGCCCUAGAGGCCCUGGCUUCCUCUGACCCCUGAUGCCAGGCAGCAGGCAUCCUGUCCACCACAGUAAAGGGGACAGGAAAGGGGCCCAGGGAUCCCCAAGGGGUGACUUGGUGCCUCCCGUGAAGCACUAGGGAGGUGCAGGUGUGGGCCUGUCUGCUCUCUAGAGCCAAAUCUCAGUGGAGGAAACAUUGGGGUUCAGUGUGAGAAACCCAGUUGGUGACAUUGAAGAGGCUGGAAUGAUGAUUGGAUCAGCAGGAAGGUAGGUUUGAGUCCAGUUAGGAAAAGGAUCAGGCGGGAUGCUCUCAGAGCAGGUAGGCUGAGCAUGAUGGAGCCCAAAGAGAACUGCAAACCCUGCUUCAAGUGUGUCUCCCCACCUUACUUGCACAGUCUGAUGGUAAGGCACCAUGGCUGCAGAGAGGAGGGAGGUGGACACCAUUUGCAGGAAGCCCAGGUGUGAGAGCCUGCUGUGCAGAAAGAAAGAUAAUGUCAAGGUUACAGACAGGCGCUUCAUGCUGUAGGCAGUGGUACUGACAAACAAUUCAGGAGAUCAGGAACAUGCUUCAGGACAUGCAGGCAGGAAAUGAAGAAAACCUGUCAUGGAAACCCUACUAUGUGUUAGCAAUCCCUUUCCCAACGUCUUGUUAGCAUUCAGGAAACAUGUCCCAAAGUUGGCUUGCUAAGAACUUUAGAGGAGACCAAGAGGCAUCAGGAACGCACGCUCUCUCUCUCUCUGUCGCUCUCACUCUAUUUUUGUCUUCCGUACUCCCCCUGAAGCAAAUCAUGGAAGUAACUCCUUUUUCCAAAUCAGGACAUAGAAACUAAACCUUUUUCCCAAAACCAGCCACAGACUCUAGAAACCUUCUAACCUUCCCCACCUUUUGGUGUAGGAAUUGCCCAUGAACUGUCUGACUUGCCUAUCUGGCAGUUGGUUAGAAGAGUUUCAUUCCAGACCAGUCCUACCUGAGUUGCUUCAAAGAGAGGCCAAGAAGAAUCCGAACAGACAGGCCACACAUUUCCGCCCUCCAUCUGUUCCCAUUCAUUCAUUCACACCCUUUUUGUCCAAUCACAUUUCCAUAUGCUAUCCAUUCUUCAUCAGAUCUAGACAUCAAAAUGGACAGUUUUCUCUGGGGCCUGGGUCUUCAUUUCUGAAGGUUCCUAUAUCAUGUAAAGCUUUGAUUAAAUAAAUUUGUUACACUUUUUUUCUAGCUAA
This is a messenger RNA of Ochotona curzoniae (black-lipped pika), 4266 nucleotides long. RefSeq names its product NFKB inhibitor like 1 (gene NFKBIL1). Bases 61 to 1203 code for a protein of 380 amino acids. Gene Ontology annotation, molecular function: protein binding. Gene Ontology annotation, cellular component: nucleus. Lineage: Eukaryota; Metazoa; Chordata; Mammalia; Lagomorpha; Ochotonidae. Gene Ontology annotation, biological process: negative regulation of toll-like receptor signaling pathway; canonical NF-kappaB signal transduction. The transcript is spliced from 4 exons. The record is from RefSeq and is a predicted model, not a curated record.